GCCUCCCCGCCACGCCACGCCACGCCACAUCACCACCAGCCCACUUUCCAAUCUCCCUUUUUAUUAAAUAAAUCCAAAUAAAUAUUACUUUCAUUUUUUUAAUUAAUUUUCACUGGGAGACCAAAAAGCAGCUCCACUGUAUCUCUGCAGGUCUCUUAUUGUCGACACACACACGAGUUGACACAUGCCUUUGUUCGAUAAUUCCGAGACGAAGACCGUGUCGGUUUCGGUUAAGGCCGCGUUUGGAUCGGAAGGAUUUUGGGUUUCGGACUUCUGCACCUCUCUCUCUGUUCGUCUGUAAUGCUAUUACUCUUCGUUCUGUAUCAGCAUGGCGCAAGCUUCUUCCUCGCCUCGAAGCUCUGCAUAUCUCGACGCGCUGACGCAAGAGAUCGAGAAGAAGCUCCAGCGGGCGCUGGCUUCUCCGUCGCAGCGGCGGAAUUUGUUGCAGGAGUUGUUUGCUGACAUUGCUUUGGAGAUCGAUGAGCGAGCCAAAGAAAUGAUUCUCAGCAGGGAAGAGAAUGCAAUUUCUCCUGCUGAAGAUGGCAUCGAAGGACAGCUAUGCUUUUAUGAUGUGCUCACUGAUCAUUAUGUUCGGGUGCCUGAGAGUGGAAAACGCAUCCUUGAUUUGAUUGUCCAACUAUGGAGCCAGUCAUUCGCAUCUCAUAUUUUUGCCUUGUUGUUCCACAAAUGGCUGUUUGAAGUCCAACUUGACAACUCUGAAGUACUUCUUCGUUACUCAUCUGCUCUUGUUGAAGGUGCAACAAAUGUUUUCUGGAUUGAUACACAAUCAAAUGCAAGGAGAUUCCAAUCCCUCUUUCGUUAUCUGCUUGAGGAUGUUGCUUUGGAGCCCAAACGGUUAAAUAAAAUUCCUGUACAGGUCCAGCGAGAUCUAUUUCUUUUACUCUCGAGGUUUAUAUUUUUUUAUAACUCAGUUGACAAGCUCGACAGCUUCUUAAGGGCAUUUCCUCUUUUUCCCAACGCUUUUCUGGUUGGUAGUUCAGCGGACUUCUUUGUUAUUGAACUUGCAGAUCAGCUUCAAAAACUGAAGGUGGAACCAGUAUUGCUGCAUUACCUUUCGCAUAUAAAACUUCUCCAGGGAAUGGAGCUGAGAAUGGCCACAAGUACGAGGUUAAAGGCGUGUUUGUAUAGCUUCACUUCUCCUGGAGGUCCAAUGUACCCCACAAGAGCUGUUCGUCAUGCGGCAUGGGAUGCAUUAGAUUUGCUUUUUCCCGUUGGCAGAUACCCUCGACAUCUUAUAAGCUUGUUCUUCCGAUUGCUAUAUCCAUGGUACUGGCCCGCUUGUUGGAAUUUCGUAAUGGAUUGCGUGAAGGCAGUAUUGUACUCUCUGUUGGGAUUAAUCUUUUCAAGUUUGGAGAAGCUGAGAAGGCCAAAGUUUUAGAUGAUGCGAAUUUCGAAGGAUGUAGCUUCCUGUAAAGGUAAAAACUGAACCCCUAGGAAGUAGGAACCGAAGCUCAAAGUUGUUUGUUGUGCAUUGUGUAAGUGAUUUUGUUCCCUUCUUGCCCUCUUUCGGCGGAAUUGAAAUUUGUUUCUUCUAAAUUAGAUUGCAAACAAUAGCUCGGUUUGGUUGAAUGUUUGUUCCACAUUUGGAGUACUAGUUUGCCUUUUGAUCUG
Messenger RNA from Malus domestica (apple), 1632 nucleotides. RefSeq lists its product as uncharacterized. Lineage: Eukaryota; Viridiplantae; Streptophyta; Magnoliopsida; Rosales; Rosaceae. The record is from RefSeq and is a predicted model, not a curated record.